AUCUUCUCCCCCACUCAGCACACAUUUCUCUUCUCUCUCUUUCUCUUUGAGAAAAUCAAUCAAAAUCCAUCACAACACCAAAGAAGAACAGAAGCCCAUUGCAGGUAGAAGGAUGAGCUCAAGACUUCUUUGCACUGCCAUUUUGCAUCUUUCCUGCUGCCUGUAUCUACUUUCAGGCACAAGCAUUGCAGAGAAGCAUCCCCUAGAAGCAAUCAGAGAAAGCAUGAGAACAGAUUUUCAAGAGAGACAACAUACCUUUUCACAUGCAAUGUAUGGUACCCAACUAGAUGAUGUUCCCAUCAUCAAUCCAACAAUCCCAAAUAUAACUCCCAUUCCAUCAGGUCCUCCAACAAACCCAAUCACCCCUCCCAGUCAGGGAUCUCCAACGAUUCCGAUUCCCACGACACCCGCUAUUCCUGAUCCAGGCUCUCCAAUAACUCCGAUUCCCCCAACACCCACCAUUCCUGGUUCUCCAACAAUAAACCCGACGCCGAACCCGAACCCGACACCAACAAAUCCAUCCGGAGCAUCACAAUGGUGUGUUGCCAAGCAAGGUGCUGCUGAUCUUGCUUUACAGGUAGCUUUGGACUACGCUUGUGGACUCGGGGGUGCAGAUUGCUCAGCUAUUCAGCCAGGACAAAGUUGUUUUGACCCUAACACAGUUAAAGACCAUGCGUCUUAUGCAUUCAACGACUACUACCAAAAGAACCCAGCUCCUACCAGCUGUGAUUUUGGAGGAACAGCACAGCUUGUUAGGACAGAUUCAAGUACUGGGAACUGCCACUAUACAUCGGGAGGUGCUUCACCCACGACCCCUGCACAGCCAUCUCCAACCUUUGAGCCACCUGCAACACUCAUGCCGCCUCCACCCCUUGACACACCUCCAAGCCCCAUAAUGCUAAGCCCGCCUACGCCAGUCGGCAGCACCCAAAACCCACCGGGCGAACCAACAGUUCCAGAACCAACAGAUUAUGGAGCACCAACGGAUUCCCCUAACUCGGCGCACCUCUUCUCAAGAAACCUAAUACUAGUCAUGUUUUCUUUUCUCUCAUUCAUCGCAACUCAUAUCUAAAUAUAAAGUUGGAAUAAAUGAAGAGAGGAUUUGCUCAUUGAAGAUGCAAGAAGACACCGAUUUAUUUAGUGCCUCCACACAUUACAAACUCUCUAGAGGCAGAGGGAGCAAUUGUGAUGCUCCAAAGCUUAUGGCCUCAACCAAGAGGCAAUUGUUGUAUCUUUCACCUUUGUACGGGCUUUAGCUCCUGUAGGAAGCCAGUAGACAGUGAAGAACAAUAUCUCGAUGUAGUCAUCAUUUUAUAGUUAUGAUUUCACACGAUAAAUAUUUUAUUAUUCU
Messenger RNA from Cuscuta campestris, 1351 nucleotides. The record is from the annotation of a GenBank genome assembly. NCBI's taxonomy places the organism in Eukaryota, Viridiplantae, Streptophyta, Magnoliopsida, Solanales, Convolvulaceae.